AAUCGGUUUUGUACCCCGCUGUUUUUUGAAGCAGUAAAUCAUUGGAAACAAUUAAUAGUUUCAAUUAACAUUUGUUUGUGACUAGAUGUCAGUUAAGAAGAAGUAAGUGUUUAAAACAAAGAACACGUCUAUUUUACUUCACUUUUUCAAGACUUUGGUGCCACCUGUUGUUUUACAGCGUAACAACAGUGUCAUUGGCGGGAACGCCCGUCCCUUUCAAACCAGCCAAUGGCAGCCCCGCACUUGUGUAAUAUUGGACUAGAGCAGAGGUCACCUUGAAUCAAAAUUGAUACCUUUUUGAAACUAAGUUUGAAAACGCGUGAAGAAAUUCCAGUGAAUGACUUGAAGCUCCCUUUUCACAAUAGAGAGACUCCACCUGAAAAACCCACGAUGGAAGGACAGGCUGGUCAUAAGUUUGUAGGGCGAGGGGCCCAUAAGGGCAAAGGGAUCGCUGUGUUUACUAGUGGAGGAGAUUCACAGGGCAUGAAUGCUGCCGUUAGGGCUGUGGUUCGGAUGGGGAUUUAUCUAGGAUGCAAAGUCUACUUUAUCAAGGAGGGCUACCAGGGCAUGGUCGACGGCGGUAAAUACAUCGUUGAGGCCAACUGGGCCUCCGUGAGCUCCAUAAUCCACAAAGGGGGCACCGUGAUCGGCAGCGCCCGUUGUAAAGACUUCCGUGAACGCGCAGGCCGUCUCAAAGCUGCGAAAAACCUCGUCGAAAACGGCAUUACCAACCUUGUGGUAAUCGGAGGCGAUGGUAGUUUAACCGGUGCUGACCUCUUCCGUCAAGAAUGGAGCUCCCUUCUGGAGGAAUUGGCCACUACAGGUCAAAUCACCAAAGAACAAAAACAAAAAUAUCGCACUCUACAAAUCGCCGGUCUUGUCGGUUCCAUUGAUAACGAUUUCUGCGGCACUGAUAUGACCAUAGGGACUGACAGCGCCCUUCAUAGGAUAAUCGAGGCGUGCGAUGCUAUUGUCAGUACGGCCUAUUCGCAUCAGAGAACUUUUAUCAUGGAGGUCAUGGGUCGGCAUUGCGGGUAUUUGGCUAUUGUAGCCGCACUCACUUCCGAGGCCGAUUAUGUGUUCAUACCAGAAUCAGCACCACCAGACGAUUGGCAAAAAAGGCUAUGCGAUAAAUUAGAACAGGAGCGUCACAUGGGGCAACGUCUCAACAUUAUUAUUGUGGCCGAAGGGGCUAUUGAUCGCAACGGUGACCCCAUCACCGCCGAAAUGAUCAAAAAAGUCGUGGUGGAUAAUCUCCAACAAGACACUAGAAUUACCGUUUUGGGGCAUGUGCAACGCGGGGGUAACCCUUCGGCUUUUGAUAGGAUUUUGGGGUGUCGUAUGGGGGCUGAGGCCGUGAUGGCAUUAAUGGAAGCUGAUGAGAAAACCGAACCGUGUGUGAUUUCCCUGGACGGGAAUCAGGCUGUAAGAUUACCAUUGAUGGAUUGUGUGAAGCGGACGAAAGCGGUGUCACAGGCAAUGGCUGAUAAAAAAUUUGAUUUGGCUGUGGAGUUGCGAGGAAAGUCGUUUAUGCGCAAUUUGGAGACUUAUAAGUUGUUAACUCGACUCAAGCCGCCGAAAGAUGCGUUUGAUGAUCAAGGACAUGGAAGGCGUGAAUCUGAGUAUUUUUCGGAAGGUUUCACAGUGGCGGUGAUGCACAUUGGAGCCCCCGCAUGUGGCAUGAAUGCCGCCGUGCGUUCUUUUGUUCGUAAUUUCAUCUAUCGGGGCGACACAGUCUUGGGCAUUCAGGAAGGUGUCGAGGGGCUUAUCGCGGGCAACAUAAAACAAAUGGACUGGGCCGAAGUGGCCGGUUGGGUGGGUAUCGGGGGCGCCAAUUUGGGCACCAAACGCACUCUCCCUGGCAACCGCAUGGGUUUGGUAGCCUCCCGAUUGGCCGAAUUUAAGAUUCAAGGCUUGCUUAUUAUUGGGGGUUUUGAAGCGUUUGCAGCCGCUGUGCAAUUUUUGGACAGCAGAAAAGACUUCCCGGCUCUUAAUAUACCAAUUGUGGUAAUCCCCGGAACCAUCAGUAAUAACGUGCCAGGGACGGAAUUUUCGCUCGGGUGUGACACUGCCUUGAACGAAAUCACCGAAAUUUGUGAUAGAAUCAGACAGUCGGCUCAAGGGACAAAACGGAGGGUUUUUAUAAUAGAAACAAUGGGUGGAUAUUGCGGUUAUUUGGCGACUCUUGCCGGUCUGGCUGGGGGUGCCGAUGCGGCGUACAUUUACGAGGAAAAGUUUACGAUUAAAGACUUGCAACAAGAUGUGUAUCACAUGGCGACGAAAAUGUCCGAAGGGGUUCAAAGAGGCCUCAUUUUGCGUAACGAAAAAGCGUCAGAUAACUACAAUACCGACUUUAUCUAUAGAUUGUAUUGUGAAGAGGGAAAAGGCCUGUUUAGUGCCAGAAUGAACGUUUUGGGUCAUAUGCAACAAGGGGGUUCCCCCUCACCGUUCGACCGCAACAUGGGUACCAAAAUGGCAGCCAAAGCGGUGGAAUGGAUGAUCAACCAAUUAAAAAGCAAUAUGAGUUCUGACGGUUCAGUCAGUUGUUCUAGUCAAGACAGCGUGGUUCUAUUAGGAAUCGUGAAAAGACAAUACAAGUUCUCACCAGUUGCCGAAUUGAAGGAGCAAACCAACUUUGAGUUGCGUGUGCCUAAAGAACAGUGGUGGCUGAAACUACGUCCUUUGUUGCGUAUUUUGGCUAAGCAUGACUCUACAUAUGAAGAAGAAGGGAUGUAUAUGACGAUUGAGGAUCGCAGUUUUGUUAAUUGAGACGGCUAGGGGCGCAGAUAUAGUGAAUUUUUAUUCUUUAGUUCAAUUUAUUUAUUUUAUUGUGUAGUGUGAAUACAUAUUUUAUUAAAUGUAUACGCUUUUUGAAAUAUUGUAAGUUCUACGCCAUUUUGUAAUGACGGAUCAAGAUUAUAGCAAAUGGAUGUAUUAUAGUAAUCAAAUUUUAAUUAAUAAAGUCAUUUUUUUGAGGUUUUAA
Molecule: messenger RNA, 2983 nt
Organism: Tribolium madens (black flour beetle)
Lineage: Eukaryota; Metazoa; Arthropoda; Insecta; Coleoptera; Tenebrionidae
Product: ATP-dependent 6-phosphofructokinase
Exons: 14
Coding region: 391-2769 (792 amino acids)
Biological process (GO): fructose 6-phosphate metabolic process; fructose 1,6-bisphosphate metabolic process; canonical glycolysis
Cellular component (GO): 6-phosphofructokinase complex; cytoplasm
Molecular function (GO): AMP binding; ATP binding; 6-phosphofructokinase activity
Source: RefSeq, a predicted model, not a curated record